CCACCAGUCUCAUGGCAUGACAAAGAGUUCCCAGCUCGUAUCACGAGCGUAGCGGACACCUAGCUAUUGUCAAGAUCAAAGGCUGGUGGCGCCGUCUCCCAAUGGUCCUAGGACGAUGAAGUAACAGAUUGUUAACGACAACUGUGAAGGCAACCUUCUACGAGAGUUGGUCUCCGCCCAGGUAGCGUACUCCAAGCGACCGACCUUGGAAUGCUCUGUCUGGUGUAGCGGACUUAUGCCGCCUCCUCUCAAGUGCCGAAUAUUGCUGAAAGCUGAACGCACUAAUUUUGAUGAUAUCUCAAGCGACGAAUCAUACAGCAGUAGCCGUGGUGACGAUGAGAGCCAAGAGGUGGUCGGAGUUGACCAGCGGAGGAUGAAGAUAUGAGCUAGAGCGGCUAUGGGAGUAUUAACAACUCAGUGUCGGACUCGGCCAUGUAUCCGGAGAGUGAUAGUGAAGAAGGUGCCAAUGACGUGUGAUAGCAACUGUCACCGUGCUCCACGCAAACAUCGCGAACUCACCAACUUCUCUUUGCUAACUCGCCAUGAGUAUCUGGCACGCGGCAAGUUACUGUUCAUAGCACAUUCGGCUUAUCCGUCGAUCUAGUUUUGUCAUGAGUGUCGCACCGUAUUCUCUUGCAAGAUCUUUUACCAAAAGCAUUAUUGCUAUUUUCGGAUGAUCAUACAGCAGCUCAACAGACACAAAAUCUUACACGGAUAGCCUGAUGCACGAGCGCUGCUGGCACCAAAAUUGUGCAUCCCGAGGAUUUCAGCAAGGCUAGGCUGAAGCAAUUACGUACGAAGGAUCAAUACUUGGUUCAUACAAUCAUCAAAGCCACAUCUUUGAAAGGCAUCUUCAGGUAUAGCUUCCACAAUAACAAACCCGUC
Molecule: messenger RNA, 885 nt
Organism: Baudoinia panamericana UAMH 10762
Lineage: Eukaryota; Fungi; Ascomycota; Dothideomycetes; Mycosphaerellales; Teratosphaeriaceae
Exons: 2
Coding region: 398-604 (68 amino acids)
Source: RefSeq, a predicted model, not a curated record